CUAUCCUCUUUUUGGCAGGACUGUAUUGCCAGCAACUCUGACCAUCCAGGUUUUGCUGGAGGGAAGAAAAGGAAACARCAUUUACAAUGAUGUUCUCCGGGUUCUUGUUUGUUCUGUCUCUUGUUCACAGUGCUUUGCAGCUGGCGGAUAUUAAAACUUUUUUGCUGUAUAAUGAAGUCAACAGSCUCUGUCUUGAGGCAUCUAUUACACACUCAGUUAGAACUGCCACUUGCAAUCAAGACAAUGAAUUACAAAAAUUCAGGUGGAUCACGGAUCACCAGCUUAUGAGUGUGAAACUGAACCUAUGCCUGGGGGUGUCCUUGAAGGAGGAUCAGGCCGUGGUCACCCUGCAUCCCUGUGACCAAAACAGUGAGCUCCAGUGGUGGGAAUGCAGAAAUGAAAGCCUCCUUGCAAUCCAAGGAGAAGAWUURUUUUUCAGUCCUGGMAAUGAAGAGCAUGAUUAUGUUUUGUUAAAGAAGGGGCUGAGUGCAAAGAAUAAGUGGAAGAUCUAUGGGGCCACAGGUGUUUUAUGUUCCCAGGGAUAUGAAGAGACCUUCACUCUGCUAGGAAAUUCUUUUGGGGCCCCGUGUGUGUUCCCUUUCAUGUACAAGAAGCAGUGGCUGGCGGAGUGCACGGCCGCGGGGCGYGCGGAUGGCUGGCUCUGGUGCGCCACCACUGCCGACUACGACACGGACCAGCGCUACGGAUUCUGCCCAUCCACAGACAAAGAUAGCACUUGGACUACAGAUCUGUCAACAAAUGUUCACUACCAAAUAAACUCUGACUCAGCUCUCACAUGGCACCAAGCCAGGAGGAGCUGUCAGCAGCAAAAUGCAGAAUUACUGAGUAUCASUGACAUUCAUGAACAAGCAUAUCUUAAAGACUUAAUAGAAGGUACAGAUUCUGCUCUGUGGAUUGGACUCAACAGACUGGACUUGAGUGGUGGAUGGGAGUGGAUUGGAGGCAGCCCUUUCCAGUACUUAAACUGGGCUCCAGGAAGCCCCUCUCCAGAAUCUGAAAAGCUCUGUGUGGUUUUGAACCCGGAAGCAAAAGCUAAAUGGGAAAAUUGGGAAUGUGAUCAGAAACUUGGUUACAUUUGUAAGAAAAAGAACUUUACUUUGGUUCCUUCAGGUGACCCUGGACCUGUGASUUGCCCAGAUGGAUGGGUGCCCUAYSUAGGUCACUGCUAUAAGAUCUUCAGGGACAGCAAAGGAUGGGAAGGAGCUUUGGCCUCCUGUCAGAAGGAAGGGAGUCAUCUGGCCAGCAUCCAAAGCCUUGAGGAGCACAGCUUUGUGGUGUCUCAGCUUGGGUACAAGCCAACAGACAAGCUGUGGAUCGGGCUGAACRACCGAAAGGUUCAGAUGUAUUUUGAAUGGAGCGAUGGGAGCCCAGUGACGUACACGAAAUGGCACCUGGGAGAGCCCUCCACCACCAACAACCGGCCAGAGCACUGUGUGCUCAUCAAGGGCCAGAAUGGCUAUUGGGCAGACUAUGUGUGUGAGAAGAAGGCUGGCUACAUUUGUAAAAGAAAAGCUACAUCACAAAUAGCUGGAGAAAAAGAAAUUACUGAUGCAGGUUGCAAAAAUGGCUGGAGAAGAUAUGGAACCUACUGCUAUUUUAUUGGACAUAUUCCAGAAACAUUUUCCGAAGCAAACACCACUUGUGAAGGAGAAGAAGGUUACUUGGCCACAGUUGAAAGUCGGUAUGAGCAAGCCUAUCUGACAAGCCUUAUUGGGCUGAGGCCUGAGAAAUAUUUCUGGCUUGGCCUCUCUGAUGUGCAGGAUCGARGCACUUUCAGGUGGGCCAAUGGUGAAGCUGUUUCCUUUACACACUGGGACAAAGGAAUGCCUGGAAAUAAUCCAGGAUGUGUAGCCAUGAGAACUGGGACUGCAGCUGGWUUAUGGGAUGUUCUUGACUGUGAGACAAAGCAAAAAUAUAUUUGCAAGCAGUGGGCAAAGGGUGCGACAGUUCCACCAAUUCCAACUACUGCUCUGGUCUCCACAUGCCCUGAUGGCUGGAUAUCAAACAACCAUAGAAGUUCCUGUUUUAAAAAUUUUUGCAGACCAAAUAUUAGAAAGAAAUCAUGGUUUGAAGCUCGAGAUUUUUGCAGACAAAUAGGAGGGGAUCUGGUCACCAUUAGCACUAAAGAGGACAGGAUGUUACUAAUCGAAGCAAUAUGGGCUACUCACUGUUCGUUUCAAAACACUUGGAUCGGUAUAUUUACCUUGAAUCCAGAUGAAGGACUUGCUUGGAGUGAUGGUUCUCCAGUUAGGUACACAGACUGGGAUAUUAGUGCAAGCCAUUCAGGAAGACACAAGUUUUGUGGCUCAUUCUACUAUAGAUCUUCUAAAGAGUUGUCUCUUUCGGUCUGUCAAGUACAUCAUAACUGGGUYUGUCAAAUAAAACAAGGAGUGUCACUAAAAUCUGAACCAAUUGACACAUAUGAAUAYAAAACCACAGCAGAUGGAUGGGUCAUAUAUGAAGAUAAGCUCUAUUUUUUCAACCAAGAACGGGUCUCCAUGGAAAAAGCCCAAGAGUUCUGCAGGCAGCAUUCUGCAGACCUAGCUGUUGUUAACAGCGACAGUGAGAGAAAGUUCCUACAGAGAGAGCUAAAAAAAAAUGAAUACUACGAGAGUAGGCGAACGGGAUAUUUCAUCGGUCUAAGAGUGAGCCUUGAUAAAACGUUUCGCUGGAUAGAUGGAACUCCAGUAACCUAUGUGGCCUGGGCUCCUAAUGAACCCAACCUUUUAAAUAACGAGGAAAAUUGUGUGGUAAUGUUGUCAGAGCACAUCUUUGGUACCUGUUUUCUGCAAUUUCUUUCCAGUGACAAACCAGAACAAUCAUGUUUCAAAGUAUUUGCUUCCAAUGUAACAAGAAAUCUCACAUGGCAUGCUGCACGAGAUGUUUGUUUCAAAYUGGGAGGAAACCUGGCUACUAUACCAAAUGAACGAGUGCAAGCUUUCCUUUUCUAUCAUUUGAAGUACGCCACAACUAAUGUUUGGAUUGGGAUGAAUGAUAUCAACCAAGAGUCCACAUUCCUUUGGACGGAUGGAAGCACUGUUUCCUACACCAACUGGGCUCAUGGUGCACCAGAAGGGCGACAAACCUACUUUGACUUUUAUGACUUUCAGGARCUGGCAGAUGAUCCUCUGGAGACAGAUUGUGUCUCCAUCAUGAAGUCAGAUGGGAAGUGGAAGGAUGAUAGCUGUGACAAUGAAAGAGGCUAUGUGUGCCAGAUGAAUUCACUUCCCUCACAGCCYGAAGUACCAACAACAAAUCCAGCCUCUGGCUUUGUGCCUUAUGGUGACAGCAGCUAUUCAAUCAUUUCAUCUGAAAUGCAAUGGGAAGAGGCCAGAAAAAACUGUCAAGACAAAUCUGCGGAACUUGCCAGCAUUUCAGAUGCCUACAUCCAUUCAUUCUUGUGGAUCCAGAUGCUGAAAUAUGGAAAACCCAUAUGGAUUGGUCUUAAUGGCAAUAUGACUGGUGGUUAUUACAAAUGGACCAAUAACUGGAAAACCAGGUACACAAAAUGGGCAGCAGGGGAACCUAAGGACAACAAUGCCUGUAUUUACCUGGAUCUUGACAGUACUUGGAAAACAGCGUCUUGCAAUGAAAGCUACUUUUCAGUUUGCAUGAUAUCAGAUGAGACAGCUCCUACUGACCCUGCUCAGCCACCUGGAAAUUGUCCUGAAGGAGAUGAACUGCAAGCUUGGAUCCCUUACCAUGAUCACUGCUACUACCUUGAAUCAUCAGCUGAGAAAAGCUGGACACAGGCCACCCUUGAGUGUUCUCGCUUAGGUGCUACCUUGGUUUCGGUAGAAAACAUGGAUGAAUCUCAUUUUCUGACCCAUAAAAUUCARCCACUUGGAAAUAAAGUAGGAGGCUUUUGGAUAGGACUUUACCGAAAUGUGGAAGGCCAGUGGUUGUGGCUAGAUAAUGCUGUACUGGAUUUUGUAAACUGGGAGGAGAAAGAUUUUGAUGUGGAGCAUCAGUGCGUUGAAAUAACUGCACCAUCUGGUUACUGGGACAAGAGUGACUGCUCUUCUGAAAAAGGAUUUAUCUGCAAAAAACCCAAAGUUGAGCCGAAUGGGAGCCCUAUACAGCAAAAAGGCAAGGAAAAGAAUGGAGAGACUCACCCACCUGUUCACGUCUCUGUUUGGCCACUCAUAUUCUUAGCAAUUUUAACUGUUUUUGGAGCUGGCAUGGCAGCCUAUUUCUACAAAAGAAAGAGACAAAAYCAGCUCUCAACAGAUUCUGGCAAUGAAACACUAUUAAAAUGAUGUGUUGGUGACUGAAGAAUUGGUGAAAAUGGAUCCUGUGUCAUGUUACUUGGAGCAGCAAGUUACUCACUGAAAUUAGAGGAUGUAUUAAAAGUCUSUAGUGAGAUCUUACAUGAGAUCUAGUGUAAUUUUAAAUUGAAUCACUUUUCUCUUUUUGCACCAGCUGAUUUU
Messenger RNA from Malurus melanocephalus (red-backed fairy wren), 4451 nucleotides. RefSeq names its product macrophage mannose receptor 1-like. NCBI's taxonomy places the organism in Eukaryota, Metazoa, Chordata, Aves, Passeriformes, Maluridae. The record is from RefSeq and is a predicted model, not a curated record. The coding region runs from base 87 to 4280 and encodes 1397 amino acids. Gene Ontology annotation, biological process: receptor-mediated endocytosis. Gene Ontology annotation, cellular component: plasma membrane. The transcript has 30 exons. Gene Ontology annotation, molecular function: signaling receptor activity.